Molecule: messenger RNA, 8703 nt
Organism: Pungitius pungitius (ninespine stickleback)
Lineage: Eukaryota; Metazoa; Chordata; Actinopteri; Perciformes; Gasterosteidae
Gene: rp1l1a
Product: rp1 like 1a
Exons: 8
Coding region: 210-7589 (2459 amino acids)
Biological process (GO): intracellular signal transduction; retina development in camera-type eye; axoneme assembly
Cellular component (GO): axoneme
Source: RefSeq, a predicted model, not a curated record
CUGAAUGCCGCGAACCUGACGCGUGUCUCAAGGCGCGCGCUGAAGAUCUGCGGUGAGAACUGAAACGCGCAACUUUUGCUCGGGCUGUUCCAGGUGCGUCUCCUGGCUCCGGCGGACUUUUAACAUCCUCUAUCUGAACAUUUAUCCUCCGGAUGCGCCAUUGACCGUUAACGUCCCAUCAUUCUUCUCGGUGCGCGUGAGGCCGCGGCAUGCACUUGGUCCACGCGGAGAUGUGGGACCCCCGGCCCCCGUGUAAACAUGCCUCGCCUCUCACCCCGCGGACCCCCUCCAACCGUCUGACCACAGCCAGCCCGGCCAAGCGGAUCACCUUCUACAAAAGCGGCGACAGCCAGUUCGGGGGCGUCAGGAUGGCCGUCCACAAGCGCAGUUUCAAAUGCUUCGACGCCCUGCUGGACGACCUUUCCCAAAAGGUGCCCCUGCCAUUCGGCGUGCGGACAGUGACCACCCCCCGAGGUACCCACGCCGUCAAACACCUGGAGCAGCUGCAGGACGGCGGCUGCUACCUCUGCUCUGACCGGCGGCCGACCAAGCCGGUCAACAUGGAGCUGGCCGGCAAGCGUCCGAGCGGCUGGUACCACCACAGCCGCGGGCCCCAGCGGCCCGAGUCCUCGUCCGCCACGCCGCCGGGCCACUCCUCGAACAGGCAGCGGCGGAUCCUGCUGGUGAAGAACAGCGAGCCGGGCGUGAGGAGGAGCCUGGUGCUCAGCAGGAGGUCCACAAGGAGCCUGAGGGCCUUUCUCGACGAGGCGUCCGAGGUGAUGCAGUUUCACAUUCGCAAGCUCUACACUGCCGAGGGACGCAGGAUUGACAGCGUGCAAAGCCUCACGACCUGUCCUGGCGUGUUGGUGUGUGUCGGGCGGGAAGCCUUCAGCCCGGUGCUGGUGAACUUCAUCAGGAAGAGCUCAGAGGAAAAACUGCCCGGUCUCGGCCCCAGGACCCCAGGUAACGGGGCCAGAUCCCCAGCGAGAUCUCCGCCUCACGGAGCUCAGUCCAGCGAGUACAGCGAAGGGCCGGAGAGCAAGAAAAAUGUAAACUUUGGUCUGGAAACCAAAAAAAGCAUCAUCCAUCCUCGCUCAGAUUCCUCCAACCGCUCUGCCCGUUUCUCCCUGUCUUCGGAGAAGUCGUAUGGCAACGGUGUCAGCGCCUACUCCCACGCUCGACCGGCCAUUAUGAACGACGACAUUGAAAAGCGGGUCCUGGUCAAUAAAGACGGAAGCCUCUCGGUGGAGAUGAGGGUGCGUUUUCGCCUACAAAGUGACGAGACCCUCCAGUGGUCCACGCAGGUAAAGAAAUCCCCAUCAGUGACCAAUGAAUGCUGCCCGCCGAGCCAGGCGGAGGCUGAUUACCUGCAGCAGGGCCAAUCAGAAAGCUGCUCGGACCCGGGUUCCGCAUCCUUCGACCCUGAAGGCGUGGACUACUCCAACCAACCUCCGCAACAAGUGUUGGAGGGUAACACCUGUCCCUGCUGUUACCAGAGGCCCAAACAGCAGUACGACCUGUGGGAAAACCCGGCGCACAGCCACAGGAAGCCCCCCGUCCCCCCCCAGCACGCCUCUGGCCGAACCCACACCGUGAGGAGACACACACACUCUUCCAGCUCUUCCUCGUCGUGCUCUUCCUCCAGGAGGGUGGUGCGCUGUCGGGCACGGGUCUCCAGCGGCGCCGGAGGUCCGGAGCAGAGCCAACUGGUGCGGGAGGAGAUGUUUGUGUCGGAGCACGUGGAGCGCAGAGUGGAGGUGGAGCAGGAUGAAGAAACCCACGUCGAGGUGUGCACGGUGAGCCGAUGCUGCAGCCGAACUGAAGUGGUCGCCAUCGACGAGGACCGACGACCGCUUAGCAGGAAGUCGGUCGAGGAUGAGGUAAUGAUGGAGGAAGAGGGGCAGCGUUCAAUGUCUGCCAUCAGCUGCUCAUCGCACGUCCUCCAAUCGCUGAAAGGGGACCAGGAUGACGACCUGCCAGCCAGCGCUUCACAGUGCUGCCAUAGCAACAGACCAUCAACAUCCCCGACUCGCCAGGAUGACGAACCAACCAGCAACGCAGGUUCCGUCCACUCAACAGAACAAAAGGAUGAGGAGACAGGAAGCCGAGCCGUAUCCGCAGCUUCUUCCUGUCACUGCGGAGCAGCUGACAAGCAUUCGACAGCCGAAGCGAUUGAUCGAGCUCGAAGCUCCAUGUCCAAAACGAGCAGAGCCUCUGGCAGGUCCAGCACAGCCGUGAUCACAGAGGAAAAAAGGGCUGCAGAGGAGGAGGAGGAGGAAGAGGGAAACCGGGUGGUCAGUAGCUUGUCUGGUCACUCUGGACUUUCUCUGCAGUCAAGGGCAUCCAGUGUAUGUCCUAAUUGUGGCGGCUGCAAACUCAACUCUGAUGCUGACAGUAGGGCAUCACAGAAGUCCCAUCAUUCCAAGCAAGCUUCUCCAAAGCCCUCGAAACCCUUUCUUGGCCAAACGGAUGUAAGUAAUGGCAGCGACGAUGAUGAUGGCUCCGAAGGUUCAGCUGGGUCAACGCGAUCCAACAAGAGCAACCUCACCCAGAACGGGCGCUGCUCUGCGACACCAAACGGCCUGACGGGCGGCGCGCACAGUGCCACGUCAAGAACGUCCAAUCCGGAGUUGGCAGGAACAGAGGACGUGAGGACUCCUAGUGCUUCCUCAGCCACAAGUCAAAGGUCCAAUAGGUCGCACACGUCUGGCUGUAAAGAGAGUGGUGCCGCGGAGGGAGAGAGGAGAAGUCCCAGUGCCCUGUCAGCUGUGUCCCACAAGUCGCACUGCAGUGCAGCAGCUGGCAUAGAGCCGAGAGAGGAGGCGGAGGGAGACAAGACGGAGGAGAGAACGCAGACCUCCUUGUCAGCCAAAUCUGGUGCUUCGGCAAAGAGCAGCGCUUCAGCCAAGAAUAGAACCAAGGUCGCCUCCCCAAUCAACAUGGCAGCUGUAGAGGACGAUGACAAAAGAACUGCCCAUUCUGAUAAGCCGGGGCGUCAGGAAAGACCUGAGAGCGUUCUAUCCUCUAAAUCUGCUAAGUCAAAUGCGUCGGCAACCUUCUGCGCCGCUUGCAGUCAACCUGAAGCAACCGGACAGGACGAAGGAAUUGAGAAGGAGGAGCGAGCAGUGAGCGCCAUGUCGGCCAAAUCCAAUAUUUCUGUGAAGUCCAAUAUAUCUCAAAAGUCCACGAAAGCUCCAGAAAGACCACUUUCUCCCCGGUGUGGAACCGGAGCCGACGGAGAAGAAAGGUCAGCGAGUCAAGUGUCAGGCAGGUCGGUCAGUGGACGUUCUUCUCUAUCAGCCUCCUCAGCAAAGUCCCGACGCACAAAUUCUCCAGCCAAAGACGUGGCAGAGACAGAGGGCAGAACCCCCAGCGCCAUGUCGGGGAAAUCGCACGUCUCUGCAAAGUCCUCCACGUCACAGAAGUCCAACCCAGCCACAGCAUCUCUAAAUCCAAAUGAUGCUGAUAUUCCUCCUGCUGAGAUGAACGGAGAUCCGCAGACAAAUGAAAAUGGCCGGGUGGCCAGCGUCCUCUCUGUGAAGUCGAAAGCAUCAACGAGGUCCCGUGCUUCUAACAAAUCUGGCAAGUAUCUGAAACCGUCGACACCAAAUGCAAAUGUCACCAUUAAAACACCAGAUGGGGUCGAUGAGGAAGGAAAUGUGCAAACAGAGCGGCCACAGAGCGCUGCAUCUGUUAAAUCUACCGUUUCGACUUCAUCGUGUAAGUCCCAGCACAACGCAACUGCUGAAACGGUAGAUAAGAAUGUGGUGGAAGAAGACCCACCUAGAAGCAAGUCUCAGGGCCGAGAGCUCUCACCCAGGAGUGCGUGUCCCUCACAGACCCGCUCACCUAAAGCCGAAUCUCCAGUGCAACAGCUGUUUCCUGCCCCCAGCCAUGGAGAGACCAGAGGUCCCAGUGCCUUGUCGGUUCCCUCCACCGUUUCUGCAAAGUCUAGCAAAUCCAAAUGCAGCUGUGGAGCAGCUUCAACAAAGGAUGAAAGGCAGAGGGAGAAAAAGCGAUCUGACGAGGAGCUGGACAACGAGGCUGCUUCAGAUCGGGCUGCCAGCAUCCUGUCGUCCUCAACCAGGAGGUCGAGGAGAGAAUCGGGAGGCACCGAGCAGCCGCUGAGUCGGAACUCUUCAGGGUCAGUCUCGCUCGGGUUGCCAGAAGACCAGGACAGUGCUGACUCAGACAGUGGGAAGUCCAGUGUUUCUUUUCACACAAACGUUGAGAGAAAGAGCAAAGUGAUGACAGCUACUCCUCUCGUCCCCGAGAGCACUGAGCAAUCUUCUCCGAAGGAGGAAACCCCCCACAAUCACAGAGCAGUCGAUAUCCCUACGAUUGAAACACCAGGAGGGAGUCAGCUCAAAGGCGAAGAGGAUGGAGAGCAGACGACCGAAAGAGGAGCCAGUGUGUUUUCGGCCAAAAGCAGCAGGUCCAACAAGUCAUCAUGUAACUGUGGAGUCAAAGCAGCCGAACCAACCGAAACAGGAAAUUACCUAGAAACCAGCAGUGUGAAGUCUGGUUCAUCGUCCAGCAAUGCGGGUGCGGUUGACGGCGGGAGGUCAUCGGCACGCGCUAAAGGUCGGAGCAAAUCCCCUGCGAGUGCUAAAAAUGCCUCUGUGAAGAGCAAAGCAGACGAUUCAGUCAAAGGUCACAAGGCCAAAGCCAGUGGCAGUGUCCGAUCGUCCAGUUCUCAAAAGAGAGAAAUCAAAUCCUUGAGCCCGAGCCCCGUCCACAGCAACGGAAUCGGCGACAUCAAGGUGGAGACGCACACCGAGAGCACCCUGUCUCACUCGCUGUCCGCCGCCGACCUGCUGAAGGAAACCAUGGCCAUGGGUGUACGGCCCCACAGCCAGCAGUCGAAGGCCAGUAAAACCAGCGCGAAGUCCGCCGCCAGAAAGGGGGCGAGGAGCAGGAACGGGGCGGAUCGGGAGGAUCCGGAGCUGUCGCCCGCCUGCCUGCCCAACGCCUCCCCCAACGAGGUGGUCAGCGACUGGCUGCGGAGCAUUCCAGCCAACGGCGGCAUGCUGUCGCUUGGCGACGAGCCAAACGAGGAGGAGGAGGUGGAAGAGAACCCCAAAGAGGGGGGCGCGGAGGAGGAGGAGGCUCUCGUUGAGGUUGAGGAGCAGGGGAAAGAGGAGGCCGAAGAGGGGGAAGAGGAAGAAGCCGAAUGCGGUGGCGUCGAGGAGAAGCAGGGCUCAGGUGUGGCUCCGCAUGAUUCAGUGUCAUCACGCCCCAAAACCCUGCUGUUGAACGACGACUCUCUGCCCAGGAGCUUGCGUUCCUCGGCUGCAGUGAUGAAAAUACUCCUGAGGUCCUCUCUGAGUCGAUGUCAGAGCAUGCCAGAGGUGUCUCCGGUUUAUGGGCGUAAACUGAGCUCGUCAGCCCGAUGUCUCCUAGACUGUUUGGCCCAGCUCCAGGUCAUUGAUCCGUCAUUGAGCCCUGGCUUUGACCCAAAGAAGGACCAGCACUACGAGGAUAUCAUGGUCAUCCUUCAGUCCCAGUGGCUAAACGAACCCAGGAACGUUGAGAUAGAUGCGGCCAAGAUCCCCGGCACAGAGCAGGUGUCUCCGCCGAGGUCCUCGUCCGGGUUGGGAAUGAGCAGCGGCUCUGGAGGCUCGGGGAAGGACAAGGAGAAUGGAAACCAGCCUGCAGGGGAUACGACACAAAGCAAAACAAACGAGGCGGAGAAGGUUGUCCGGGGGGGGACACCAGACAAACAAGGUUCACUUCCUCCGGGUGUGGACGCAGCCAAAGGCGGCAAGAGUCCCUCGUCGUCGGGCAAGAGCUCCGCCAACGGUUGCUGCAAAUCCCCCACCGACAACGAGAGGGAGACCACGGACGACACCAGCUCGACCACGCCCUCCACCGUCCUGCGGGCGCCCAUGUCAAGGAGAAAGUCCCAGGACCCCGACCCGGUGUGGGUCCUGAAACUACUGAAGAAGCUGGAGAAGCAGUUCAUGGACCACUACGUCAGCGCCAUGGCGGAGUUCAAAGUCCGCUGGGACCUGGACGACAACCUCGUCCUGAACGCAAUGAUCGGCGAGCUGAAGGACGAGGUGAGCCGACGCAUCCAGAGCAGCGUUGAGUGCGAGGUGAGGAAGAUUCAGAGUCGCGCCGGCAGGGGGGGGAGGUUGCCCCGGCCGCCACAGAGAGGGAACCUCUCCAAGGAGUCUACCAUAACGGAGAACAGGCGCCGGAUAUUGAAGGUCAUAAAGAACCAGUCACGGAAAACCGCCGAGUCCCUGAGCGACGGCGAGACGACGGGCGACUGCAGCGACCAGCGGAGCGACGACGAGUACUGCCCCUGCGACGCUUGUGUCCUCAAGAAAAUGGCCGCCCGGCCUGUCAGGGAGAACCCGCUGGCGGCCGAAGCCCCAGUGAUGAUGGAGUUUGACCUCCUUAAGAUACUGCAGCUGAAGAAAACACCUGCGCCCGCAGCUGUGCCCGCACAACCCGCCGAGGGGGGAGAAGACAGCAAGGUGUCAGUAGAGGAGGGAAGGAGUUUAGAGGUACUGCAGGAGGUAGAGGAGGAGGACGAGGAGGAGGACGAGGAGGAUGUAACUAAAGAGGAUAUCAAAGCUUGUGUUGUUUUAGAGGAGACAAUCCCAGAGGAAGAUGAGGAAAUGGGGGAAGAAGAAGAAGAAGAAGAGGCUGAGGCAGGAGUCGAGGAGGUAGAAGCUGAAAGGGAGGAAAGUAGUGCAGGUGAGGAGCAGGUAGAAGAAGAAGAAGGCGGUGAGGAGGCAGGGGAGGAGGAGACAUCAGGAAAUGGUAAGGAAGAGGAGGCAGACUGCAAGUGCCAGUCAGCAAGAAAUGAAGAGGGAGAGGAAGAAACAACAGAAGGAGAUGAUGCUGAGGAGACAAGCAACAACUCAGGUGAGGAUGAGACAGGGGAUGAUGGGAUGGAGGAGGGGGAGACCGGAUCGGGGGAGGAGGAGAGUGACAUGGACACGGUAAAGGAGGCAGAUGAUGUCGGGAAGGAGGAGGAGGCAGAGGGGGACGAGUGUGAGGUGUCUGAUUUUAAGGAGGACACAGAAGAGACAGCAGGCAGGGACAGCUUAGGGGAGGAGGCGUCCGGCGAAUCGGAGGGAGACGAUGCUGCAAAGAGAGAGGGGUCCACACUGGACGAGGAGGGAAACGUCAACGCCACUGCGGGAGACGAAGAGGACGGCGAUGAUGGCGCCGGAGAGGGGGAGUCCAAUGGAGACAAAACGGGGGGAGAGAGUGAAGAACAGGGAGGAGAAGCAUCUGAGGAAGAAAGAACCUCACCAAAGGGCCCGUCUGCCACCGAGGGAGAGGAGGCCGACGGCAAACGGCCGAGCGACACCAGCGGCGAGGAAGGAGAAGGCCGAGGGUCGACCAUUAAGGGGGGCGGCGCUCUCCUCCACCAGUACACCAGGACCUCCGUAGAGUCCCAGCCCGGCUCCCUAGAGGACGCCGACGCAGAGGCGCGCCGUCCCGCCGUGGACUCCAUGGCGGUGCCCAAAGCGACCGGCGGGGGGUCGGGUCAGAGGAGGAGCCGCUCACCGGGAAGGGUCCAACGGCGCAAACCCAAAGAGGCCGACGGCGAACGGGAGGACUUUUGAACUCUCAUCCCGCUCCGUCAGCGACCACACGGGGAGAAAGAGGUCGGUUUCUGAAGACCACGGACUGAAACACUAGAAGCACUUUAUCCAGAUCGGGGGUAGCGUCAUAUCCUAUUCCAUUCUAUUUGUAUAUUUUAUUAUUAUUUUACUUGUUAACUGUACGUACAAAGGGAUAUCUAUAUUUCUGUAUUCUAAGUGUAUGAAUAAGGUAUAUUUUUGAAGCAAAAAAAGAAGAUUUUGACACCUAUGUGUGUAUUAUGUGAACCCAGGUUUAUUGAAUCAUAUAGCAAUUAAUUUACCAAGUACCUCUGGGAUAUGUUAGAUGGUAUUGGCCUGUUUCAGCGUAUUUAUACUAUCAGUCCAAUUGUUUGUGUAUAUUCUUGGUCUUGUUUAAUUCUCUGCCGUUAGGAAGGUCACCUCCUAGCUGUUACACAACCAGCUGUUACACAAAUCUGUUGUCCCUAAUGAAGCCCGCUGCUUAAACUAAAGCUCUGUGAAGUAACCUGAUCACCUUAAAGGAGUAGUUUGACAUUUUUGGGACGUGUUCGGUUGAGAGCGAGGUCGAGAGGUCCAGUGCCGCUCUGUAAUUUAAGUAUGAAGUUAAAGCGAGGAGACCGUUAACUUAGGACAGAAAUUGGAACUUGAUCUUUCCACUUGGUUCACUUUCCAUUCCAAAAUUUAACAGGGAAACAUUUAUAGAUUUGCUUCUUACGUGCUGUAUUUUAGUAGCAUUAUUGUAUCAUAUGAAAUUCAGCAAUUGUACUUGCUUGAACAAUUUAUAAAAUCCAAUCAGAUUUAUUUGCAAAUUUUGCAAACUCUGAGGUAAGCGUCAGAUUUUCAGGAUAAACUCCUCACUGCUGCUUUAGUAUGAGAGGUGUGCGCUUGCAUGACCAACAGUGCGGUUUGACAGCGUGAAGCUGAGGCCUUACCGUAGCCAUGGUUACGUGGCUGUAGAUCGACAGAAACAGAGGGGGAGAUUGUGAUGAAGUCUUGUUAAAUGACUCACUCUCUCUCUAUAACCAAGGUUGUUAAGUUGGCUGUAGUGGAUCAAAUCUGCUCUUUAAUACUGAAAAAAACGUUAAAACAGAAUUUCUCCUGUUUAACCUGCUCAGCG